CCGAUUGGGACCGUCCGGCUACAAUCCAAGCAGUCCGAUGUGUUGAUUCUCCGGAAAUCCCUUUUACAUCUUUUGCUUGAACCACCUCCGUCAGACUCCGGUCGUUUGCCAUUUUCACCAUGGCAGCUAACGCCUCCGCUGUAUAUGAUCUCCCUCCUCUUCCGACGUACACGCUGAGCCCACGCCCCCCGCUAUGGGCUCCGAUUCCCGAUAACAUCGUAUCGCUGAUCCUCCCGAUCGUGGCGUACUGGGGCUUAUCUAUGGUUUACCACUACAUCGAUGUCAAUGACCUAUUUCCGCAAUACCGACUACACACCCCGGCAGAAGUUUUGAAGCGCAACCAUGUGUCUCGCUGGGACGUGGUCAGGGACGUUAUCCUCCAGCAGGUCAUUCAAACUAUCGCGGGUUUCGGUAUGAGCUACUUUGAUCCCCCGGAAUACAUCGGCAAGGAGGAAUAUGAUGUUGCGGUUUGGGCGCGUCGCCUCCGGCUUUUGCAGCGAGGCCUGCCCCGUUUGUUGGCCUUGUUUGGAAUCGACGCUUUGGGGUUGUCGAAAAAUCUGGCUCUGAACGGCCAUACCGUCUUGGGAGGAAUUCUGGCCGGUGGUCGCUAUCCCGGACUCACUCAGUCCAUGGUUCUGGACAACGGCGCUGAAAGCGUGGUUCCUGCCUUUGCCGCUUGGGAGCUGGCAGCUGGCAGCUUCAUCUACUGGUACUUCAUUCCGGCGCUGCAGUUCGUCUGGGGUGUCUGUGUCGUCGACACCUGGCAGUAUUUCCUUCAUCGCGCAAUGCAUUUGAACCGCUGGCUGUAUGUCACAUUCCACUCGCGUCACCACCGCCUUUAUGUCCCGUAUGCGUUUGGUGCUCUCUACAACCACCCUGUCGAGGGCUUCCUGCUCGACACCGCCGGUACCGGCGUGGCAUUCCUGACGGCUCAAAUGACAAACCGCCAAGCCAUGUGGUUCUUUACUUUCUCCACCAUCAAGACCGUCGAUGAUCACUGCGGAUACGCAUUCCCCUGGGAUCCCUUGCAACACCUCACGUCCAACAAUGCCGCCUACCAUGACAUCCACCAUCAGAGCUGGGGUAUCAAGACUAACUUCUCCCAACCGUUUUUCAUUUUCUGGGACCGUCUCUUGAACACCCAGUGGAAAGGUGACGUCACGCUCCGUUACGAACGGUCCCGGGAGUCCGCCCAGAGAAAGGUUGAGGAUGAGGCCGCUCUCGCCGCCGAAACUCAGCCCGAGACCGCAACUUCUACUCCGUCAAUCGUUUCUACCGACGAGUCUACGGACUCGAGUACCCGCACUCGCCUGCGCAGAAAGACGGUUACCCUUUCGCCACGCGUCGAGGGCUUGAAGGGCUCUAACCAUGGCGUCGCCAGCAGUGUCUUGUAAAAAGACCUGAAUGAUACAGUACCAUACGCUCUUUUGUCCAUCGGAAUCUCUUCUACUGAUAUUUAAUUUCUCUUCUUCUCUUUCAACAAACCAUUAACGGCAUCACGGUGGUUUUUAUUAGGAGCUGCAGGUCGUCUCCUCGCCACUGCAGGGU
Messenger RNA from Aspergillus steynii IBT 23096, 1548 nucleotides. RefSeq names its product sphingosine hydroxylase (gene sur2). The record is from RefSeq and is a predicted model, not a curated record. Gene Ontology annotation, biological process: lipid biosynthetic process. Bases 120 to 1394 code for a protein of 424 amino acids. Gene Ontology annotation, molecular function: oxidoreductase activity; iron ion binding. NCBI's taxonomy places the organism in Eukaryota, Fungi, Ascomycota, Eurotiomycetes, Eurotiales, Aspergillaceae. The transcript has 2 exons.